Messenger RNA from Salarias fasciatus (jewelled blenny), 509 nucleotides. RefSeq names its product reprimo-like (gene rprml). The record is from RefSeq and is a predicted model, not a curated record. The coding region runs from base 131 to 466 and encodes 111 amino acids. The transcript has a single exon. Lineage: Eukaryota; Metazoa; Chordata; Actinopteri; Blenniiformes; Blenniidae.
UUCCUUCUUUUUUUUUCUGCCUGAUCAGUCACAUGACGCAAAGUUGCGCUCGGAGUCCAGGAUUUGUGGUGAGACUGUGCGCCUGUCAACCGGAGCCGCGCGCCUUGUUGCCGAAAACCGGAGAGCAAACAUGAAUGUCUCUUUCUUCAACGCGACGCAGGGCGCGCUCUUCAACGGGAGCCAGACCUUCGCCGGGACUCUGGCCACAUAUUCCGGCAACGGCACCGACAGCGUGGUGACCGGCGACGGCGGAGGGUCCCUGGUGCUGCUGCAGGAGGAGCGCAAACUCUUCGUCAUGCGCGUGGUGCAAAUCGCGGUGCUGUGCGUGCUGUCGCUCACCGUCAUCUUCGGGAUCUUUUUUCUCGGGUGCAACCUGAUGAUCAAGUCGGAAAGCAUGAUUAACUUCUUGGUGAAGGAACGGAGACCGUCCAAAGACGUGGAAACCGUGAUGAUCGGGCUCAGCUAGUGCAGCGAGCUCGUGGCGCGGUGGAGGACUUGGAUGGAGAGGG